Molecule: messenger RNA, 552 nt
Organism: Acanthocheilonema viteae
Lineage: Eukaryota; Metazoa; Nematoda; Chromadorea; Rhabditida; Onchocercidae
Source: the annotation of a GenBank genome assembly
AUGCUUGGAGCACCUGAAGUACUUCAAAUGGGAAAAAAUAUGAUCAAAUUAAUUAAGGCUAAGCGUAUUUUGGAUAUUGGUACUUUUACUGGAGCAUCAGCACUAGCAUGGGCUUUUGCCUCAUCACCAGAUAGUGAAAUAUUAUCGAUGGAUAUAUCGCAUGGAAGUCUAAGGAUUACAAAAAAAAUUUUUGAAAAAAUUCCAGACAUUGCCAAAAAGAUCAAUUUUAAAUUGGGACAUGCCCUGGAAACAUUGGACACAUUGAUAGCUAAUGGUGAAUCUGGGAACUGGGAUUUCGCAUUUAUUGAUGCCGAUAAGGAGAAUUAUCCAAAUUAUUAUGAACGAUGUGUUCAGCUGCUGAGAUCAGGUGGAAUUAUACUCAUCGACAAUGCUUUAUGGAAUGGUAAAGUUGUUGGAGAGAAUAAAGACUAUGCUACUGAAUGCAUCGAUAAGGUUAACCAGCUGGCCUAUAAGGAUAAUCGCGUUGACAAUAUUCUGCUCACUCUUGGUGACGAUAAACAUUUGAUCAACUUCGAUGGAAUUGAACGAUAG